Camellia sinensis is the source of this 2479-nucleotide messenger RNA. RefSeq names its product BTB/POZ domain-containing protein SR1IP1. The record is from RefSeq and is a predicted model, not a curated record. Gene Ontology annotation, molecular function: protein binding. NCBI's taxonomy places the organism in Eukaryota, Viridiplantae, Streptophyta, Magnoliopsida, Ericales, Theaceae.
UCCUAGAACUAUUUGUUUUUCUUAUCACAAAAGAGAGGAAAGUAUUUCCCAUUAGAAGCCACCUUCUCAUCCCUUCAAACCCAACUCCACAAGCUCCCCACCACCACACGCACACACACACUAUAUGAGACUCUACCAUCUUCCCCUUAGUUUUAUUUUUAUUUACCCUUGAUUUUACACAAAUCAAAUGAACCAAAGCUUUGAGCUUGUACUCUCUCAUUACCACUGAUUCAAUUGUCAUCACUGAAACAGGAAAAAAUGGCAACGACAAAGAAUAGUGUUGUACCUUCAAAAGCAACUUCAACUGCUACUUUUCCCUCCUCAUGCAUUAUUAUUAAUAUAUAAUGGGGACAUGAACAUGGUAAGCAUUCUCCAAUCACUGCCAUGGUGGAUCUUAAUCAAGAGCAAACUGCAUCACCCACUGGCGCUGACAUGUCUGCCAAGAAGAAGGAACUUCUCUCCACUGCCAUGAAGAGGACUAGUGAAUGGAUUUUUUCACAGGAGAUUCCGAGCGACGUCACUGUCCAUAUUGGUGCAGCUUCCUUUUCAUUGCACAAGUUUCCAUUAGUCUCCAAAUGUGGAUACAUAAGAAAAAUGGUAACCAAAUCGAGCGAUAUCAAUCUUUCCACCAUUGAUCUCCCACACAUUCCGGGUGGUGCAGAAGCAUUCGAACUUGCUGCGAAAUUCUGCUACGGAAUCAACUUCGAAAUAAGUACAGAAAACAUCGCCACGCUCCGAUGCGUGGCAGAACAUCUCGAGAUGACAGAGGACUAUGCAGUCAGUAACCUCGUGGGAAGAACCGAGGCCUACUUGAACGAAGUGGCCCUUAAAAGCCUCGCAGGCGCAAUUUCCAUUUUGCAUAGCUCUGAAAACCUUUUUCCAACAGCAGAGGAAACAAAAUUAGUGAGUCGGUGCAUAGACGCGAUCGCUUAUAUAACCUGCAGGGACAGCCAAUUUUGUGCCGUAAACCGAGCAGAAAGUGGCACCGAGCACCUAAAAUCAGUUGUCGAUUGGUGGGCUGACAAUUUAACAGUUCUGCGAAUCGAUAUCUUCCAUAGGGUUCUGAUUGCAAUGAUGGCAAGAGGGUUUAAACAGUAUGCGCUCGGUCCAAUACUAAUGUUGUAUGCACAAAAAUCACUUCGCGGAUUGGAAAUGUUUGGCACGGGGAGGAAGAAAAUUGAGCCGCGACAAGAACAUGAAAAACGGGUUGUUUUGGAAACAAUAGUUAGCCUUCUGCCGAGGGAGAAUAAUUCAAUGUCGGUUAGCUUUCUGUCGAUGCUGCUUCGGGCUGCCAUCUACCUCGAGACAACGAUUGCCUGCAGGCUUGACUUGGAGAAGAGAAUGGGGAGGCAGCUAGGACAGGCUGUUCUUGAUGAUCUUUUGAUCCCUUUGUUUACGUUUACUGAGGACACGCUUUUCGAUGUGGAUACGGUGCAGAGGAUUAUGAUGAAUUUCUUCGAAUACGAAAUGGAGGGGAAUAGAUUAGGUUACAUUGCUGAUGAGGAUUUUGUGUCGCUUUCUCCGCCCUUGAGUGACAUGGAAAGGGUUGGGAAGUUGAUGGAAAACUAUAUUGCUGAAAUAGCUUCUGAUCGGAAUUUAACCGUGUUGCGGUUUAUUAGUCUUGCUGAACUCAUACCGGAACAAUCGAGGUUGACAGAGGAUGGGACGUAUAGAGCCAUUGAUAUUUACUUGAAGGCUCAUCCCGCUUUGAGUGACAUGGAAAGGAAGAAAGUCUGUAGCUUAAUGGACUGCCAGAAGCUAUCGCGAGAGGCCUGCGCUCACGCUGCUCAGAAUGACCGCCUCCCAGUCCAAACUGUGGUUCAAGUGCUCUUCUACGAGCAACAGCGCCUUCGCGAGGCCAUGGAUAGUGGCAGCCUCACAAGUGGUCUAGAAUCCCCUGCUCUUCCCCCCAAACUCAACUUGUACACCACCGAUCAUAUUCGCCCAUUGAAAAGAGAAAAUCAGGAACUCAAAUUCGAGCUAGUGAAAAUGAAAAUGAAAUUGAAAGAAAUGGAGAAGCCAACAGAUAGUCCAUCUCCGAGCGAUUUGUCAGCUUCUGAUAAGCCUUCCAUGCCUCGAAAAUCAUUUAUAGGCACGGUGUCUAGAAAACUGGGGCGUUUGUAUCCAUUUCUGCGUGGCGAUGGAUUUAUUACUCCGAAGGGCCAGAGCAAACCUAGCAGAGAUCGGCGGCAUUCCAUAUCUUAAUACACUUGUGAAGAGUGUAUAUAUGACGUUUUUAUUGCAUUUGUUGUUUUAAGGUUUGAGAGAGGAGGGUGUUCUAUGUUGUGUGCUUUGUUUCUGUUGUGAUAUUUUCCGUGAUGAUUAUAUGGUGUCAAUAAUUAAUUAUUCAGAAUCACAAAUCCGAACUGACCCGAUCUAACGUGGAUGUGAUUAUAUUAUAGGAUUAUUGAAUGUGAUAUCAUGUGAUUGGUGUACUUUUGUUCGAUUAGAAUGAGAUAAAGAAAAGUACAAGAUUUUG